Molecule: messenger RNA, 4443 nt
Organism: Python bivittatus (Burmese python)
Lineage: Eukaryota; Metazoa; Chordata; Lepidosauria; Squamata; Pythonidae
Product: protein-arginine deiminase type-1
Cellular component (GO): nucleus; cytoplasm
Molecular function (GO): calcium ion binding; protein-arginine deiminase activity
Source: RefSeq, a predicted model, not a curated record
UUACUUUUAGACAUUAUAGAAAAUAGGUUGCCGAAUAAUGUUGCAUCCUGGACGUUCUAGAUGGGCCAGAAGUAAACUUUUCCAAGUGAAGCCACUGCCAGCUAGUGAAAAUCUGCCGACACCCGCCAUCCAAAAACUGGAACACUCUAGUGGACUCAGAGGGCGACUUGGCCAAAGGGAACAGCGCCUGGGGUGGAGAAAACUUCAUAAAGGGCCAAGGAACUGAAAGAGCCAUGAGAUUGAAAAAGGAGAGGUUGUGAAAUUGAGUUAAAGCUUGGGAUUUGGGUUCUGCUCAGUUCACUUCCCAUUAUCCAGUCACCAAAUACAGCUAUAUUGUCCUGAAAUUGCUUCCAGCAUCCAUUGCAGGGAGUGAGCGAGAUUUCAAGGUGUUCAGAGCAGAGUGUAUAUAACCCCCCUUCCCCCCUCCCCAAUUCACAGCCACCCAGUCAUUUUCUCUGCCUCCACCUUCUUGUGCAGGGACGCAGCAUCCCCCCCCCCCGAAAGCAAUUUGGCUAACUAAAUAAAUCCUCACAUCAUCCAGGUGCAAGGCAGGAAAACUGGUCUUCUGCUGCUGUUCAUUGCCCACAAUCAGCUGGUGAAGCCUUGGGAAAAAAAACUCCAGCUGCCAUUAAGCGAGUAGCAUAACAAUUAGUGUAAGUGGUUUGCCGUUUGGGGAAACGAUUAAACUUUGCAGGCGCAAAGCUUUGAGUGCAUUUUCCAGGGAAAGGAACGGAGACGGGGCCCAGGAUGGGGCCCCCUGGUCAUCCACGACCCCUUCUAAUGGAGAGAUGGCCAGCUCGGUUUCUCAUCCCUGAUCUCUUUCUUCGCAUCCUGGUCCCUGUCAAGCAUCCGCAAGGAAUGUGUGUGCAGUUCCAAUUUGAGGAACGGAUUCACAUUUUGCACCGGGCCUGUUUUGUUUAACUGUGGUCUGCCCACUGAGCCACAAAUGACUGGGCUCAUGUGACACGCCGAGCGCCACACGCCGACGUCCUUGUAGCGUUGGACUUUGAGCGUUCUGCAAAACUAGUCUUACUCUGCAGUCCUACAUCCCAAUGUUCCUCUGCAAAUGCCAAUGAUCUCCCAUGGGAUGCCACUCAGAUUGCCACCACCGCCAGAGCGGUGUAGAAGGACCUGGUGGAGCCUCUUCUGGGCCAUUGAGCACCAGGACAUAGCAAGCCGUGGAAGUGCUCAGCAUCAAGACAAGGUCAUCAGCACAGGCUUGAUGGAUUCUCUCGUCCACGCUUUUCCUUCACCCUCCAUGCCACAUUACAGGGGGCACCGCACCGUCGCUGAAUUAAAAUGGAUCAACAGGUAAAGUCUUGCAGCUUCACAUCUCUGCUGGGCCAGGACCUUUGGCCAGUGAGUGGACCACCGAUUUAUCCAUCCGUCAACUUUGCUUUCCCUCGGUUUCUUUAAUGCUGAUUCUCUCUAAGACGUUUCUAGGAACAGUCUAUAAAAGCUAAGCUGAUGGGGAAUGCAAGGAGACACAACUGCCCGUUAGGACACCAGAAGCAACAAACGAGGUGGAGGAGAAUUCGUCUUCUGUCUCCCAAGCUAGUCAUGCUGGUUUGACCACCAAAUAACUCUUGGGUUCUUCAGAUCUUGGGUGCUUCGUUGGCUAGAGUUUUCUCAGGGUGGAAUUCAUGAUGACCAAGCAGAGGGUAAUUCGAGUGUCCACCAAGCAGCUGAGCUACGCGGUUUGCGUGCUGGGGACAGAAAUUUCCUUAGACAUCAAGGGUUCCCUGCCCAAGGGGGCCACAUCUUUUGAUGCCCGUGGAACAGCUGGGCUCCGGGUCUACGUUACAUACGACCCCAGACUCACUUCCAAACCUGAAGGCUCCAAGAUGUGGCCUCUUGAUGCAGACACCGAGGUCAUCGUGGCUCUGAAGGGUCUGAGCAGUGCCGUCAACGACCACAAGGUCAGAGUGUCCUAUUAUGGACAAUCAGGGCAAACACCAAUUGCCAGUGCUUGGCUAUACAUCACCUGUGUAGCUCUCUCCCUGGAUGCUGAUACAAGCCGGACAGGAACUGUGGAGAGCUAUGCCACCAACAAGACCAAAUGGACAUGGGGCCCGCAUGGAGAAGGUGCCGUAUUGCUGGUGAACUGUGACCGAGACGGUCCAAGCUCUGGAAACGUGGAUCACGCAUAUCCCUACGUACGAUCUCAUGCAGAUCUUCAAGACUUGUCCCUUGUGAUUCUCAAUAUCAACAGCCCUGCCGGUAUCUUUGACAACCACAAGCUGAUCCUUCACAUCUCCAUGUUUGAUGCUGCAAAAGUUAGAGUUUUCCAUGCAGCUGCAGGAAACUCGUCAGUCUCCCACUAUGAGCACAUUUUGGGGUCAGACAAGUUCUCCUACGCCGUGGAACCCACAGAUGGAAAAGGGCAACAUAUGUUUUACGUGGAGGGCCUUGCUUUCCCAGACACAGACUUCAACGGCCUGGUGUCCCUGAACGCGACGCUGCUGGAGCAGACUAACCGGACCUCGCCAGCCACCCCAGUUUUCACGGAUACUGUGGUUUUCCACGUGGCCCCUUGGCUCAUGACCCCCAACACACAGAAACCACUUGAAAUCUUCGUUUGCAGCAUUGAGAAGGGCGAGAACUCCAACAAAAAGUUCUUGGAGGCGAUAAAACUUCUAGCAAGGAAAGCCAGCUGCAAAUUAACCAUUUGCCCAGAAGUAGAAAACCGGGGUGACCGCUGGAUCCAGGAUGAGAUGGAAUUUGGUUAUGUAGAGUCACCCCAUAAAUCCUUCCCCGUCGUCUUCGACUCCCCCAGGAACAGGGGCUUGAAGGAAUUCCCUUUCAAGAAGAUUUUGGGCCCUGAUUUUGGGUACGUUACCCGGGAACCCAAGAACGGGAGAGUCUCCAGCCUGGAUUCUUUCGGUAACCUGGACGUCAGCCCACCCGUGACGGUCAAGGGGAAAGACUACCCUUUGGGGAGGAUCCUCCUUGGCAGCAGCUUUCCUGGAUCCGGCAACAGGAAAAUGGCUAAAGUUGUCCGAGACUUCCUUUAUGCGCAGAAGGUCCAGUGCCCGGUAGAGCUUUAUUCUGACUGGCUGACGGUGGGCCAUGUGGAUGAAUUCCUGAGCUUCGUCCCAGCGCCAGGCAAGAAGGGUUUCCGGUUGCUUUUGGCCAGCCCCCUUGCCUGUCUGAAGCUGUUCGAAGAGAAACAAAAGGAAGGUUAUGGAGACGCUGCUCUGUUUGAAGGUCUGAAGACAGUGGGGAAAAUUACUCUCAAUCAACUCCUGGCUGAUAGAAAUUUGCGCCAAGAUAGCAAGUAUGUGCAGAGUUGCAUUGACUGGAACCGGAGUAUUUUAAAGCGGGAACUUGGAGUGAGCGAACGAGAUAUCAUCGAUAUUCCGCAACUCUUCACUCUAGAAGGCUCCACCGCCACAGCCUUGUUCCCAGACAUGGUGAAUAUGCUCGUCUUGGGGGAACAUCUGGGCAUUCCCAAGCCGCAUGGCCCCAUCAUCCACGGCCAGUGUUGCUUGGAAGUGAAAGUCCGCUCCCUCUUGGAGCCACUGGGCCUAUCCUGCACUUUCAUUGAUGACUUUUUCUCCUACCAUGUCUUACUGGGAGAAGUCCACUGUGGCACCAAUGUCCGGCGGGAACCUUUUUCCUUUCACUGGUGGAAUAUCCUUCCAUGAACAGCGAGGAGCUGCCCCACAUCUCAGACUUAUUUUGCUCCACACCUUUGUCUCCAAGGUUGGACAGAAACAGCAGCAUGGAAACUUGCAUGAAGGAGAGAGAACAUCCUUUCCGAAGAUAAUUUCUCAGCACCUUCCUGAAAUACCUUUCAAUUUGGGGCCUUCAGCAAUGAGGCGCCAACCACUAACCAUACAGGGAAAUGCAAGACAACACAUUAGAUAACAUUAUCUGACUUUAUGGAGAAAUGCUGCCUCUGGAGGAACGAGUGCAAGAUGAAGACAUGAUUUGGAAAAGCCAGAUAUAUUUACGUGUUUAAAAACACUUUUCAGUGGGAAAUUACUCAGAAAUAACUGAAGUUGACUCAGUUCUGGAUAAAAUCAGGAGGAACUGGCGUGUCUUUCUUCUCUGUAUGGAGCAAGAAACAUCUAUUUUGUGUAUAAGGGCUGUCAUAAAUUGAUUUCCCAAAGCAUGUUUCACCUUUUUUGUGGGGAGGGGGGAGGAAAGAGGCACCCUGGAAAUCAGACCAGUUCUUGGAAGCUUUUGCUGUUUCAAGGCUAAUUCCAGGUUCAAAUCCAGCCUAAAGUUUGAUUACUUUCCAGAAUUUGCACACGGGAAUAUGAUGUUUUCUGUCCACCCCUAGGCACAGGUAAAUUUAGGUUAAGGGUAGAGCGAUGAAGGACAAGCUGCAAAAGUGAGGUCUGUAUCUCGCAGAAGGGGGAAGGAUGCGAAUCCCUAAACUUAGAAUGAGAUGCAAUCAUGAUAUAAGCCAGGAAUGCAACAAUACCGAAAAUAAAA